This is a messenger RNA of Daucus carota subsp. sativus, 2456 nucleotides long. RefSeq names its product GATA transcription factor 26. Bases 438 to 2117 code for a protein of 559 amino acids. Gene Ontology annotation, biological process: regulation of DNA-templated transcription. Gene Ontology annotation, molecular function: zinc ion binding; sequence-specific DNA binding. Lineage: Eukaryota; Viridiplantae; Streptophyta; Magnoliopsida; Apiales; Apiaceae. The record is from RefSeq and is a predicted model, not a curated record. The transcript has 8 exons.
AUACAAUACAAGAAGAAGAGGUCAUACACAACCCCAACAUCCCCUCCCUUUUUCCCAUUUCACCUUCCUUUCUCAACCAUUUAUUAGAUUCCUCCCAUGAGUCUUCUCUUUUUCAGUUUUACAGAUUGCCCACUUUGAGAUUUAUUUUUCUCCUGUUUUUCUUUGAUUUAUUUUGCUUUCUUCAGUGAUUUUUGAGUCUUUAAGGUCCAAACUGUUCUUGAUUCUUGUUGGGUGUUUUCUUGUUUCUGCAAAAACUUUGUUGCAGCCAAGAAGAAGAGGCCUUGUGUUUACUAGUAUAAUUUAGGCCUUUUGAAGAGCUUAAUAUAUAAUUUUAUAAUUUAUAAUUUUCAAAAAAAAUCCUUUUUUUCUCAAGAACUUGUGUUCUUCCCCAUUUGUCGAAAUUUCUUUUGUUUCAAAUCAAGAAAAUACAUAGAGACAUGGGCAAGCAAGGACCUUGCUGUCACUGUGGUGUUACAAGCACUCCUCUUUGGCGUAAUGGGCCUCCAGAGAAGCCUGUACUAUGCAAUGCCUGUGGAUCCCGAUGGAGAACAAAAGGUUCACUUGUAAACUACACACCUCUACAUGCUAGGGCAGAGCCAGAUGAUCUUGAGGAGUACAGAAUUCGAAGAGUAAAGACCAUAUCCUUAAAAAACAAAGAGGCAAAGGUGCUAAAAAGAAAACAGAACCAUACCAGUCAAGUAGGUGGAGGGGCUGCCUAUGAAUAUAAUCAAGGGUUUCUGAAAGGUGGUGGCCCUUCUGGAGUUGCCCUUGAUUAUAGUCGAACUUUUCGAAAGGUCCUAGAUGAAGACACAAGUAAUAGAUCAAGUUCUGGCUCCGCAAUAUCUAACUCGGAGAGUUGUUUGCAGCUUGCAAAUGCAGAUGCGAGUGAUUUGACAGGCCCAGCUCAAUCUAUCAUUUGGGAUACAAUGGUACCCUCGAGGAAAAGGACCUGUGUAAAUCACCCAAAACAAUCUUCAGUUGAGAAGCUUACUAAAGAUUUGUAUACCAUUUUACAUGAACAACAGUCAUACUUGUCUGGAUCCUCUGAGGAAGAUUUGCUAAUUGAUAGUGAUACUCCGAUGGUGUCUGUUGAGAUAGGGCAUGGAAGUGUGCUUAUUAGGCAUCCAAGUACAAUAGCUCGUGAAGAGGAGUCUGAAGCUAGCUCCCUUUCAGUUGAUAACAAGCAUCACUCUAUCAGUGAGGCUUACUCUCAGUUUUCCUCCCUUCCUGUACAGACAUCUAGCAAAGGUGUCAAUUUUUCAAGUCCUGGAGUUGAGAGAGCCAAUAAACUUGGUCCAGGAAUGAAACAAGACCUACUGAUAAGAGAGAAGGUCCAGGAAGAAAAAAUGCAGCUUCUUGCCAAUCAUGGUUCACCGCUGUGCGACAUAGAACUAAAAGAUGUUCUCAAUUUUGAGGAGUUUGAAAGGCUUAUGACAUAUGAUGAGCAGCAGCAAUUGCUGAAGUAUCUACCUUCUGUCGACACUGUUGCCAUCCCAGAUAGCCUUAAAAGCAUGUUUGAUAGCCCUCAGUUCAUAGAAGAUUUAUCCAUGUUCCAAAAACUACUAGCAGAAGGAGUUUUUGAUUUCUCUCCAUCGGGUAAAACUAAAAGUGAAGGCAGUGGAAACUUGAAGAGGCUGGUACUGUGUAAUUUGACGAGAUCCACUUGGGUGGAACAUUAUAACUUACUGAAGGAUGUAAAGUGUGAUAAUAGUCCUGGAAGUGCUUUUGUAGCAGCAGGACCUGCUGCUGUUGCUUCUGCUCAAUCAAUGAAAGUGAAGAGAUCACGUGACAUCCAAUUUCAAAAUUAUCCAGGAGGGAAGACUACAAUGAAGAGCCCAAAAAGAGUAUCAACGAAGGCCAACUAUGAUAACAAGGAACUCAUUGAUAAUGAUGCCACUUGCUUCAGUCCAAAAAGCCUAUUUGCCUUGCCUACUGAUAAUUCAUCCCUAAUGCUGGAUUCUUUUCGGUUCGAUGACCAUUCUGAUCAAGAACUUUUACUAAAUGUUCCAUCUCACAGUUCUUUCCCGCAGGCAGAACUCCUGAUGCCAGCUUCAAGUUUUAAUGCUCAGGCUAGCACUAGUAGUAGCUCAAUAUACCAAAAUCAUGUCCGGCCCUGACACCACCUAUAAAGUAUAAACACCACUUCUCUGAGGACCAUUGUUAUUAUGCACGCGCCACUGCUAAACUUUUUGGUUGGCUUGUAAUUUAUUGCUUAAAAAAUACAGAAGCCUGCAAGCAAAGCUGUGUUAAUCGCCGUUUAUCAUUUUAAAACUUUUGACCUAUACUAUGCUUGGUAAGCUAAGGGUUGAAUAUGGCUGGUUCUGUUUUUGUAUAGGUGACACAAGACUGUAAUAUAUAUCUUGACAUACAGAGGAGGUGUGAAUCUUCUGAGUUUUUGUAUGCAGCUUUAUAGCUGCCUUGCAAAUACUAUGAGAUGCCCUUUUGUAUUUUUAGCA